AUGAUACAGAUUAUUAAAAACAUGGAUGAAUUUCAAACAUUUUUGAAAGCUGCUGGAUGCAAACUUGUGGUGGUUGAGUUUUCAGCAAAAUGGUGUGGUCCCUGCAAAAGAAUGUGUCCUCUUAUUCAGGCAAUGUCUCGGCAAUACCAAAAUGUAAUGUUUGCUAAUGUGGAUGUGGAUGAAUCUCAGGAUUUGGCCCAAACGUGUAACAUCAAAAUAAUACCCACAUUUCAGAUGUUCAAGAAAGCCCAAAAGGUAUGUUUCCAUGGUAACUGGCAGGGUUGAACUGGGUUAUAGGACGAUCAGAGUCUAAAAAAAAACACCUGGAGUACCCUGAA
Molecule: messenger RNA, 338 nt
Organism: Trichechus manatus latirostris (Florida manatee)
Lineage: Eukaryota; Metazoa; Chordata; Mammalia; Sirenia; Trichechidae
Gene: TXNDC8
Product: thioredoxin domain containing 8
Exons: 4
Coding region: 1-285 (94 amino acids)
Cellular component (GO): cytosol
Molecular function (GO): protein-disulfide reductase activity
Source: RefSeq, a predicted model, not a curated record